Messenger RNA from Sebastes umbrosus (honeycomb rockfish), 3285 nucleotides. It is a transcript of the gene sirt7, whose product is annotated as sirtuin 7. The record is from RefSeq and is a predicted model, not a curated record. The coding region runs from base 138 to 1361 and encodes 407 amino acids. NCBI's taxonomy places the organism in Eukaryota, Metazoa, Chordata, Actinopteri, Perciformes, Sebastidae. Gene Ontology annotation, molecular function: NAD+ binding. The transcript is spliced from 10 exons.
CCAGCAGCAGGGGGCGCUGCUGCUGCUGCUGCUGCUGCUGCUGGCUCCUCUCUGUACAGGACAACAUCCGGCCCUGCUGUUGUUGGUCUCUGUGUGCUGUGUUUUGAAUAGAUAGCUCUCAGCUGAUCUAAAGCAGGAUGGAAGAGGAGGCAGACUCAGGUGUUUCUCCACGAGCCGAGAGGAAAGCGUUGGAAAAGGCCAAAAUACUUGAACGAGAAAGCGAGAGGAAGAUCUUCAGACUGGUUGGACGGGUCCUGAAGAAGCCUGAGGCUGAGCGGUCGGAGGAGGAGGCCGCUGUGUUGCAGCUGCACAGAGACACCGUGGAGGAGCUCUGCAGGAGACGAGUCCGCAGAGAUGUGCUGAAGAGGAAGCAGGACGAGGUGUUUGAUGAUGCUGAUGAGCUGAAGAGUAAAGUCAAGCAGCUCGCCGUGGCAGUCAAACAAGCGAAACACCUGGUGGUUUACACCGGAGCCGGCAUCAGUACGGCAGCUUCUAUCCCAGACUACAGGGGCCCGAAUGGGGUGUGGACACAGCUACAGAAGGGACGGACAGUCAGUUCGUCUGACCUGAGUAAAGCUGAGCCGACCCUCACACACAUGUGCGUUCGGAUGCUACAUAAGGAAAAGCUGGUACAGCAUGUUGUUUCUCAAAACUGUGAUGGACUUCACUUGCGUAGCGGUCUACCCAGACCUGCCCUGUCUGAGCUUCAUGGAAACAUGUUUAUUGAGGUGUGUACGUCCUGUUCCCCGGUCAGGGAGUAUGUGCGUUUAUUUGACGUGACGGAGCGGACGUCGCGGCACCACCACGGGACAGGCCGCCGGUGCAGCCACUGUAGUGUUGAACUCAGGGACACCAUAGUGCAUUUUGGGGAACGUGGGACCCUGGAGCAACCUCUCAACUGGAAGGGAGCUGCAGAGGCUGCCGAGAUGGCGGAUGUUAUCCUCUGCUUAGGCUCCAGUCUGAAGGUGCUGAAGAAAUACGCUUGUCUGUGGGGCAUGAACAGACCAGCAAGCAAAAGGCCCAAACUCUACAUUGUCAACCUCCAGUGGACACCAAAAGAUGAUCUGGCUUCGCUGAAAAUUCACGGAAAGUGUGAUGAUGUCAUGAGCCUCCUAAUGGAGGAGCUGAACAUUCAGAUUCCUGUGUAUGACAGGGCGGAGGACCCCGUCUUCAGUCUAGCCACAUCUCUGCCGCAGGAAGAGGUCGACAGCCAUACUCGUGAAGUCAUAGCUCCCCUUGAUGGGCAGGAGGACUGCUUACCUGACUCUGGAGAGCAGGCAGAAGAAGCCACAGCCGUGCAGGGCGGCUGGUUCGGACGAGGCUACAACAAAGGAAGGAAGAAGAAGAAAAGAGCUGCGUGAUCAAGGGAACUUAACAGACGCACACGAUGUGGUCAAGUAUGUCAAGUCCCUAUGAGGGAUUCAAAUCUCAGUCCCAUAAUGAGGACGAGUUGGACUUUAGGGUGCUGUUAUGUCUUUUUUGGCUGCAUUGGUAUCAUUUAAUCACAUGCAGUGUGUGUGUGUGUGUGUGUGUGUGAAGGGAAACAUUCAUAUGAGUAUUUGCCAUUUCAAAAUGGCAACAUAAAAGUGUUUAGUAACAGCAAGAUCUGAAAGUGGCUUUGGUUAUGCUGUGGUAGUUGUGAUAAGUAUCAACCCAGUACAGCUAGCAGAGCCAGCAUAAAAUGAAAAAAUCUCCAAAGUCCAAAGAAAGUUUUGAAACCACUCCUGCAGCAUUAUGAUUUUUUCUGCUGUUGCUCUGUGUGGUCAGUAUGUCACAAACGCACAUAUUUUCAACAGCAUAGAGUUUUUACAGCCACAUUUAAAGCCUACAGGUGUUGAAUGAUCCUCAGAAGAUCAUAUUUUUGGUGGAGUAUCACUUUAACCUUAUUUAAAAUUGUAUUUUUGCCAAGUUGGUAUUGGUGUAUUGCAGUAACUAAUUUAAAGGUGCUAUUGAUGACAUUCAGCUACUAGAUGUCUCAUUCUCCCCCCCAGUUCCAUUGCAUUCACUUCACAACAAGUGGUGGCCAGUUUGUUGCACAACCUGCAUAUUAUAUGAUUGAGUGGAGUGAGACUCAGACACAUGAUACUAAUGUUGUUUUACUAUUAGCUCCCAAGCCUUGUUAGAAGUAGGAACCAAACAUUGGAUAUCUUCCACAGAGAUAAACAAAACAUUCAUUUUGGACCCGUCAAAAUUGAAUUCACAAUCAUAAUGAUUUUUUUCCAGGAAAAGGAAUAUUUUAACUGGCACCUUUCUGAAAGCUCCAUGGAUAUAUAUAAAUAUAUAUAUAUAUAUUUUUGGGGAAUAUUUGUCUACAUAAAAAUCGUAUCAAUAAGACCUUUAAUUUGAUAAGUGUAACAUGCUGCUGGUUUGAGCAUUAGCUAGAUGGACAUGGAAAUACUUGUGUCUUAAGUUAAAGUUUUUGUAUAUGUACUCAUAGGAAGUGGUAUAUUUAAGUGGAAAACAAGUGACUUUGUGUUUACAAGUAGCAAAUGCCAAAAGAACAACAGCUACUGCUGCCACCGCCUUUACUGACAAGAGAUUUAAAGAGAUUCAGGAGGUCAAAUAUUUUCUACAUGUAUUACUUGGAGUAAAAUAUAUUUUUGUAGUCUUUUUCAUACAUUUAAAACUUGCAUUGUUGAAUGUACCUUUUUUUAACAUGGCUCAUUUAUGUUUAUGUUUAUUUUAAAGAUAUUUUGGUUUACUUCGAUUAUUUCCUGAACUUAUCCAACCUUCAUUCUGCUGUCAUUCAUCCUCAGGUUUGCAGGCUAGGCAGCAACUACUGCUGUGCCUUGGUUUACUGAAGUUGUUGAAUUUGCCUAUGUUUACAUUUUUAUCUAAAUUUUUAUGCUGACACUCUGCUGCUGUCACUUCUUUGUCUAUUCUGAUUUGUUGUUAGGUUGUGUCUUAGUUACUGUUACCAUGAUUGGAAACAUCUGAAUAUGUGUCUCUAUUAAUUUGUCUCAGGGAGAUUCAGUGUUAUUAAUAACCCCAUCCUGUACCGUAUAGUGUCAGAAGUUAUUAAAGACCAGACUAGCUUCCAUAAGCUAGAGUUCAGCAUUCCUAAAACCAGUGGUUAAGAUGUAUGUAAAGACCCCAUGGUUUUCAUUGUAUUUUGCAAAAAAAGACGCUAUACUUGUGAGACAAAGUGUUCCUCAUUUUACAUUGUGUCUUGAUCACCUGCAUGUUUGUUGUAAUGGCCUUUCACCUUGGCCUUUGCUUUCACUAGUGAAUUAAUAUCAGUAAUACUGUUAUUGUACGUAGAUUUGACUUAAAGGUGCUAUUGAU